AAUAAUAUGAUAAGUAGUGGAAGUGAAGAUUAAUUUGCAGAAAGUGAAACGGAUUAUGAGAUGUCAGGUGGAGAAGAGGACUCGUCGUUUUCUUCUUCAAGUGACGAUUGUGCGUCGGCAAAUGAUGACGACGACGACCAAACACAACUAAAUUGUAGUGCAAAUACUUUUGUUGAAGUAAUGGAUGAGGCAUCAGAUAAUCCACCUCCUCCAAGCUUUGUGUAUGCAGAAGUACCAGGCCUAAACAUAUACCAGCAAACGCCACACCAAUUGAUUUUUUCAAUUUGUUGUUCUCGAUGCAGCUUUUUACGAUUAUGGUGACAGAGACUAACAGAUACGCUCGCCAGGUGAUUCAGUCAACGCAUUUAUCGCCAAAUUCGAGACUCAAACAGUGGCAACCAACAACUGUAGCAGAAAUGAGGGCUUUUAUAGCAGCAGUUUUGAAUAUGGGACUGAUAAAAAAACCGACGAUUUUUAGUUAUUGGUCAACUGAUGCAAACCUGUUGACACCGUGGUUUUCGCAAAUGUUUUCACGCAACAGGUUUCAGUUGUUGCUGCGGUUUUUCCAUUUUGUAGACAAUUCGAAACUUCACCCUCCUGGUCACCCAUUAUGUGAUCCAACAGCCAAAUUUCAAGUGUUGGUUGAUAUUGCCAACAAUGUUUUCCUUCGCUAUUACACUCCACACCAGCAACUGAGUGUCGAUGAAAGUCUUGUUGGGACAAAGGCGUACUCACACCUAAUCCAGUACCUUCCCAAUAAACAUCAUCACAGAUGGGAAGUCAAAUUUUGGAUGCUGUGUGAUUCAGUCGUAAAUUACUGUCUAGGGUUUUAUGUAUAUCGUGGUGCAAAAAGUGAUGAUGACAAAAACGAAAUAAAAGAGAAUGGCCUGGGAUAUGUAGUCGUCAUGAAACUACUAACUCUUGGGAGCUACAUGCAAAAAGGUUACCAUGUGUUUUGCGAUAACUUUUUUACAUCUAUUCCUCUGGCAGAAAAGCUGUAUUCAGUUGGCACUUAUCUAACGGGAACAAUUAGAAGAAAAAGAAAAUUCCUGCCACGUGGUCUUCUGUCGAAUUAUGCUGUAGGUCAGCUAAAGUUUUUCAAGAAAUCUUUUAUACUUCUCUGUGGCUUCAGACAGAAGAAAUCACAGAGAAAUCCAGUCCUCCUUGUGAGUACAUCAUCCUCUGCUACAUCAUCAGAAAAGACAAUUCGCAAUAGACAGUCAGUCAAGAAACCGGAUGUUAUUUUUGAAUAUAAUAAGUAUAUGGGUGGCAUAUGAUGGCAUACUGGUAUUUAGAUGAGAGGAGGACUGUCAAGAUGUGGAAGAAGGUAGUGUUCAGCAUAAUUGCCAGGAUGUUGCUGAAUGCAUAUGUUUUGUAUAAGGAAAGCCUAAACCCCAGCGACAAACCACUGACACGGCUGAAGUUUAACAGCAUAGUCAUUUGCAAACAUUCUAAACAGUGGUUUCAGGCAAGGACUGCAACCACAAGUGCAAUAGAUAUAAAUGUACCUGCUCCAACAGUAUAUGGUGUAGAGACUCUUCCAGGGAGAAAGGAACGCCACUGUAGUGUUUGUUCUACGAAGGAUAAGAAGUGGCGUUCGCGAACAGUAUGUGAUUGUUGCAAGAAAGGACUGCAUCCUUCAUGUGUUGGUCAGCAUGUGUGCAGGACCUCCUGAAUGUUGCCGACUGCGGGCCCGAGCACCGUUCAAAGAUUGUGCAGCACGGCGGCGCCGGGCAGCAAGAACUCAGUUCGAGGAGCACGCACAGCGAAGCAAUUGGCCUGCACAACUCCAGUUCAUACAGCACAGUGAUAGUGCUGCUGUGGAUCCUGAGCUGAACUCAUGGAACAUGGUCAAGGGGUUACAAUACCAUGUGUGAAGAACAUUUGUACUUGUCUGACAGAGUGAGCACCACAACAUCUAUUCUACAGAAGACACAUAAUUCUUGUCUGUUCAAUUCCAAAGAGCUGCAACAAUUUUGUUAUUGACAGUAUACUGUGAAACAAUAACUUUCCCAACUUAAGUUAGCAAUUGAUGGCACAUCACAGUACAUUUGGACAAAAUUAUACUCAUGCUAAUGAACCACUGGAUGCACUUUCAGAAAUCAUCAAAACAGAUGCACAAGAAGUGGAAACAUAAAAAUGUAUAUUGACAUGUUCAAGAAGCUGCUUGUGGAAAAAAAAAAUCUGUUGUUAUGAGCUACGAUAAACUCAAUAUUGUACAUAAAUGUACAGUUUCAAGUUAACUUUUUUUAUUUAGCCUGAUGUCUGUAUCAGAGUAUUUCUACAUUUUGUAUAGCUCAUAUAUAUUUUUAGUAAAAAUUUUUGUAUUGUAUUUUUGUAUGCAGACAUUUAAGGCUUUUGCA
Molecule: messenger RNA, 2363 nt
Organism: Schistocerca nitens (vagrant locust)
Lineage: Eukaryota; Metazoa; Arthropoda; Insecta; Orthoptera; Acrididae
Product: piggyBac transposable element-derived protein 4-like
Exons: 3
Coding region: 297-1277 (326 amino acids)
Source: RefSeq, a predicted model, not a curated record